AUGGACUGCGAUGGAAAGUGCGAUCUCUUUGGCACGGACAUAGACGACCGACCAUUCAUUGGUCUCUCGGCUUUCAAUGUGAAAGCACUCACCUACUGCGAACUGCAAGACAUCCUGCUCGAUGCAUCUCUGUUCAGCAUUCUUGACCUCUACCCAAAUUACUCCAGGGAGUUCUCGGCUGCCUUACACGAUGAACUCUCCUUCAAUAUCAAAGAGGGCUACGAUCCAUUUGCCAAAGACGACAUUGAGACAUUGGCAGCGAUCACAAAGCACUCUUCAUCACCCCAAAGCCUAUCUACUCUACCACAGUGCUCUUCUGAGGCCAACACUGACCACAGACUCAGCAACAGUAGUGUCACAAGUUUACACCGGGCGUUGGAAGAGGGCGAUCUUAACGCCUCACCGGGUCUGCGAGGCUCCCAGGAGCACCUGCUUGGGAAAGCUCAGCAGAGUCGAUGGUAUCUUGCCUCUUCGUCAGCAGGCAGUGAAACCACAGUGGAUAAUCUCGUUGGGGGGAUGUCGAUAAUGGCGAAAGUUGGUGAGGGUGAGGAGUCGUUGACCUCGAAGGUUAAGAGGAGCCUCCUAUUCUCGUGCCGGGCAGGUAGAGUGAGUUGUCAGCAUACAAACCUUUCGAUGGACUCGUUUAUACCGUCGGUUGAGGAAAAAGAGGCCACAAAGUCUAUAAGACGUAUCUGUUCCAUUGAGCGUGUCAAUGAGGCAAACAAUUUCUUUGAAAGAUUUUUAACAGAGUACUCGCAGGCUGGAGUACCACCUCCCACACCGAAUCGGACACCUCCUACAUGUGAUCUCAACCCCGACCCCCUAGUCAAUAACAGCAGCGAGCAAAAGGAACUAAAAGUGCUUCUCUUCACACUAAUUCGCAAUGUCCAGGAGAUGCGAGCCGAUCUACAGUCGCUGGCGACUGAGGUGAGCACCUUACGACAACAGCAGCAGCGACGGCAGCAGUUAAUUCGACCUCUGCGAACACCCAUGUCGGAGCCGGAUUUGUCGCCCCAACACCACAUACCAAAGGCCAGCAUCAUGAAGCCCUCAUCAGCACCAACAUCAGCCUAUAUGGUGGAGCAAUACUCCGGGUCCUCAUCGUCUUCCGAGGGCUUGAGUCGUAACGGAAGCCAAAGGACCACCCCUUCUGCCUCUGCUGCCUCAGCUAACUCCCAGGGCAAUGUAUUUUUCUCCACUGUGUCUCCACCGUCCCGAUGCGUGAAAUUUAAUUUGCCGGAUAAGCCAAAAAAGAAUCACAAGGAGAAGCACACUCACAGGCCAGAAAGACGGUGGAACAGUGGGCAGGUCUCCCCCGAUCCCUGUGAUGCUUCCGCUACCGUCUGUGCUGCCUCGACGUUGGAUGAGUGUAGAAAGUAG
Molecule: messenger RNA, 1380 nt
Organism: Echinococcus granulosus
Lineage: Eukaryota; Metazoa; Platyhelminthes; Cestoda; Cyclophyllidea; Taeniidae
Product: Potassium voltage-gated channel subfamily H member 8
Exons: 4
Coding region: 1-1380 (459 amino acids)
Biological process (GO): potassium ion transmembrane transport; membrane repolarization during action potential
Molecular function (GO): inward rectifier potassium channel activity
Source: RefSeq, a predicted model, not a curated record